CCACUCCGCCAUGAGGGACGUCACUCUUCAUCUUCUUCUUAUUGCCAUCGCUGGUGUGGCAGUCAACGGCCAGGAACUGCGUUGGCAAAACGACUACGACAAGCCGCUACAUUUCAUGUGCCCCACAGACGGAUCCAUCAAUUACAUUAAAAGCAUCCACCACAACCAUGCCGAGGACUGCCUGUGGGACCUCUCCUGCAAGCCCACCUUUGACAGCUACCCCCGCUGCUCCUGGUCCAAUUACGUCAACUGGUUUGAUGAAGAGUUCUACUACAGCUGUCCGGGCAACUCGGUCAUGAGCGGGAUGUACAGCUACCAUGAGAACAAGCAAGAAGAUCGCAGAUGGAAGUUCUACUGCUGUGACGAGCCGGGGGUCUGCAGUUACGACUGCUACUGGACCAACUUCGUGAACAACUUUGACGAAAUGUUUGAAACGUCCGUCCCAGCCCACUACUACCUGACCGGGGCUGGUAGCUACCAUGACAAUGGGAAAGAGGAUCGCCGCUGGAAAUAUCGCUUCUGCACGAGGUCAGCGUGUACAAGACAAGAGGGACAAGAGGGAGAAAAGGGACACGAGGGACAGGGCGAGGACAGUGGGCCACUGGCUUAACAUGCCUUUGUUCAAAUAAAUGAGAUUUAUUAAUUCACA
Erpetoichthys calabaricus (reedfish) is the source of this 649-nucleotide messenger RNA. RefSeq names its product hemagglutinin/amebocyte aggregation factor-like. Gene Ontology annotation, cellular component: extracellular matrix. Gene Ontology annotation, molecular function: extracellular matrix structural constituent. Lineage: Eukaryota; Metazoa; Chordata; Cladistia; Polypteriformes; Polypteridae. The transcript has 5 exons. Gene Ontology annotation, biological process: collagen fibril organization. Bases 11 to 610 code for a protein of 199 amino acids. The record is from RefSeq and is a predicted model, not a curated record.